AUGGCUGCAAUUAACGUCGACGACGAGAUCAUACCUGAAGCCCCAAAUAACGAGGUACUUCCACUAGUUGAGCCAACUGACCGAACUCCUCUUCUUGGUGGAAACGAUAUUAUCAUUGAAAAUGAAGAUCAAGUUAGCGUUAGCCAAGGAAGUGCUAGUCGCAUUUCUUGUGCGGUUAAUCUUGCUAAUACUAUUCUCGGAACUGGGAUGCUGGCAAUGCCGGCUGCUAUAGCUUCUGUCGGUCUUAUAAUGGGCAGUAUGUUGAUUUUCUAUGCUGCUUUCACCUCCGGCCUUGGAUUGUAUUUCCUAUCACGUGCUGCUGCUCAAACUAAGGGGCGCAAUUCUUCAUUCUUUGCCGUGUCACAAUUAACCUACCCUAAGGCUGCUUUAUUUUUCGAUAUCGCAAUUGCUAUCAAAUGCUUUGGUGUAUCUAUUUCAUAUCUCAUUAUUAUUGGUGAUUUAAUGCCUCAGGUUGUAAUUGCAAUACUUGGAAGUGGCUAUAUCGAUUCAAAUUCCUUAUUUCUGGAUCGAAGAUUUUGGAUAACUGCGUUCAUGAUUGUAAUAAUACCUUUAGCGUUCUUGAAAAAAUUGGACUCUUUAAGAUACACAAGUUUUAUAGCUUUAAUAUCUGUGGUCUACUUAGUGUUUAUUGUCAUUUACUACUAUGUUGGUCCUGACUUUAAAGCUCCUCCUAAGGACAAGAUUCAUUAUAUCAAUUUUUCUGGAAAAUUUUUAACUCAUUUACCAAUUUUCGUAUUCUCUUUCACCUGCCACCAAAAUGUUUUUUCAAUAUAUAAUGAAUUGAGAGACAAUAAUCAAUCCAGAAUUAAUACAGUAAUUAAUGGUUCCAUCGGGACUUCUUCUAUAAUUUAUCAGAUUAUUGGAAUACUAGGGUACUUAAGUUUUGGUGACGAUGUUCUACCCAAUAUCAUUGCAAUGUAUAACGCAAGUACUAUCGUUACGAUUGGUCGAGCGGCAAUUGUCAUCUUGGUAGUUUUCUCCUAUCCACUACAAGCUCAUCCCGCACGUUUUUGUUUAGAAAAGUCUUUCUUUUUUCUACAAUCAUUAUCUUCAAAAUCCCCACGUCCUUAUUCGGAAGCCAGAUAUAUAUUUUUAACUGUUGCGAUUCUGUUUAGUAGUUAUAUAAUAUCUAUACUAGUUUCAAAAUUAGAUUUGGUACUUUCUUUCGUCGGGUCGACAGGUUCAACUGCUGUUUCAUUCAUUCUUCCUGGUAUAUUUUAUUACAAACUUCAUGAAGAUUCUUCAUGGGAUACUAGAAAAAUACUUUCUGUAUUUUUAGCGGUUUACGGGUGUUUAGUAAUGGUU
Molecule: messenger RNA, 1326 nt
Organism: Scutellospora calospora
Lineage: Eukaryota; Fungi; Glomeromycota; Glomeromycetes; Diversisporales; Gigasporaceae
Source: the annotation of a GenBank genome assembly